AAAAAAACCAGCAUUCAGAUGUCCACCGGUGGAACUAUAUCUAUCCUACUUGCAUGUCUUGCUCAUCGCAAUAGAGCUUUGAAAAACGGAGUUCUCUUCCCGGAAAUGAUCAUUCCAGCAUCGGCUCAUGCCGCUUUCACGAAGGCAGCCGAAGUGUUUAGGAUACGUGUCUUCCAAAUACCAGUAGACCCCAUAACCUUCAAAGUAGAUUUGAAGAAGAUGAAGUCGGCAAUAAGUAGAAGAACAUGUAUGCUCGUAGGUUCAGCGCCAAAUUUUCCGUUCGGGACUGUAGAUGAUAUUGUUGAGAUAGGAAAACUCGGACUUACGUACGACAUUCCUGUUCACGUUGAUGCCUGUCUUGGAGGCUUUCUUCUGCCAUUUGUAGACGCUCCACCUUUUGAUUUCAGAGUUCCAGGGGUUAUCUCCAUUUCAGCUGACACACAUAAGGUGAAGUCAUCCGAUAUACAGAUAUGUUGUUUUUGUUAUCUGAAUGAACACUUACAGUACGGGUUGGCGCCAAAAGGAUCAUCUGUAGUACUAUACAAAAGCAAAGACUAUUUGCACAACCAAUACUUUUGUGACGCAGAUUGGCAGGGAGGAAUUUACGCAUCUUCUACUUUGGAAGGUAAAGACAUUCUUUCGAAUAGUACUAAUCUACGCAUUUUGGAUCAUUUAAUUUGCAUAGAUUUUUAG
This is a messenger RNA of Cylicostephanus goldi, 693 nucleotides long. The record is from the annotation of a GenBank genome assembly. NCBI's taxonomy places the organism in Eukaryota, Metazoa, Nematoda, Chromadorea, Rhabditida, Strongylidae.